AUGCCUUCCUUCGGCAGUGUGUCCAUGAUAUUGGUGCAAAGCAGCAGAGCGCCGAAGGCCAUUUCCGCUAUGCAGUUAUUCAAUCUCGAUCCUGUUUGCCUCGAAUGGUGUAUCAAUGUGGUCGGGGCAUUGGAAGAUAGUUCCAGGGGCCAUUUCCGGCAUACAGGCUUGAGCAUUGAAGAUUCAGAUGAUUGGCAUUCUCCUGUGGCAGUAAUAGUACUCAUUUUUCCACCCUCCUCGCUAACUCGUAACCCUUAA
Messenger RNA from Penicillium alfredii, 258 nucleotides. RefSeq lists its product as uncharacterized. The record is from RefSeq and is a predicted model, not a curated record. NCBI's taxonomy places the organism in Eukaryota, Fungi, Ascomycota, Eurotiomycetes, Eurotiales, Aspergillaceae. The coding region runs from base 1 to 258 and encodes 85 amino acids. The transcript has 2 exons.